AUGGACGACGACGACGACGACCUCUUCGGCGACGUGCCCGCCGUGCGGCGCCCGGCGAAGAAGCCCAAGCCGUCGACGUCGCUCCUCGACAGCUUCAUGGUCGCCGACGCGAAGAAGGCGUCGCGCCUCGAGUCCCUGCGGCUCCAGAACGCGGCGUCCCGCGAGAAGGUCGCGUCGAUCAGCGAGAGCAAGGAGCCCUGCUGCGAGCCCGGCGGCGGCGCCGCGGCGCCGCAGAUCGACUGGGACUACAUCCGCCGCGGCGCGGGCGCGGCGCCGCCGCCGGCGAAGAAGCUCGUCGACGGCUCCGACGACGAGGACGGCGUCGGCGGCGCCCUGGACGACGAGGUCUACGAGGCCGUCAUCGGCGCGGCGCUGCCCGCGCACCUCGGGUCGCCGGACGAAGCGACCGCGGCGAAACUGCUCGCGCAGGCGCGCUUCGAGCUGUCGCGGGACGCGGGCGCCGCGCGCGAGUGCAAGGACAGCAACGCCGUCGCCCUCGCGGAGUACGGCCUCCUCGAGGCCUUCGCGCAGCUCGCCGCGGAGGACGACGACGCGGCCGCGGCGGCCGCCGCGGACGCGGGCUCGCCGCGGCGGCGGCCGCCGGACGCGACCGCGCGCCUCGUCGAGGCGCUCGAGGAGGCCUACGGCGCCCACUACGUGACCACGCAGCGCGGGCUCGGCGCCGCGGCGGGCCUGCGGAAGCUCGACGUCGGCGCCGCGCUGAUCCGCUGGCUCCAAUUGCUCGUCGCGUUCGACGCGCGCGACGCGGUCGCCUUCGGCGCCGCGGAGACGCUGGCCAAGCUCGCGGAGACCCACGACGCGGCGACGCGGCCGCUGCUGACGCCGGACGUCGUCACGCUCGUGCUGCGCCACUACGUCAAGGCGCCGCUCGACCUCGGCGAAGCUCUGGGCGGCGCGGGGCCCGGGUCGACGCGCGACGGCAACGCGCCCGCGCCGCGCCGCCUCGCGCGCUGCCUCGGCGUCUGGGCGGCCUGCGUCGACGCCGGGGCCGCGGCCCUCGACGCGCCGGCGCUCGCGGCGCUCGGGAAAGUCUGCGCGGGCGUCGUAGCCCCCGACGCCGCGGUCCACGACUGCCGCGGGUGCCGCGCGGCCGCGCGGGACCUCGCGCGCGCGGCGCUCCUCGCCGCGGCGGACUUCGACGGCUUCGGCGACCUGCUCGCGCCGGCGCUGGUCGAAGACGCGGCGCCGCUCUCCGCCGGCGACGCCGCGGCUCGCUACGUGAUCGCUUUGAACGCGCUCCCCUGCCCGGCCGACGGCCGCUUCGUCGCCGCGCACGUCGCCGCGGCGACCGGGGCCCUCGUGGGCCUCGGGGCGCUGGACGACGCCGGCGUUCCGCCCCCCGCGCGCGUCGCGGCCGCGCUGCACAAGUGCGAAACCUCGAAAACCGCCGAGUCGCCGUGCCUCGGCGCGCACGAGACAUUCUACGCCGCGCUCGCCUGCUGCGCGUCCCUCUUCUCCCAGCUCGCGCCGACGUUGGCGCCUCCGGACCGCGCGCUCAUCGAGGACGCGGCCCAGGCCCUCAAGCGCAAGCUCCGCAACGAGAUGGACCCCAUGGCCGCGCGGAACAUCGAGCUCCUCGACGCGCUCCUCACGGACCUCAAGCUCGACACGACGAAGAAGGUCUCCAAGCAGACGACCCUCGACUUCGCCGCCAAGUAG
Aureococcus anophagefferens is the source of this 1680-nucleotide messenger RNA. RefSeq lists its product as hypothetical. Bases 1 to 1680 code for a protein of 559 amino acids. The record is from RefSeq and is a predicted model, not a curated record. The transcript has a single exon. Lineage: Eukaryota; Pelagophyceae; Pelagomonadales; Pelagomonadaceae.